Messenger RNA from Suillus bovinus, 696 nucleotides. RefSeq names its product phosphoribosylglycinamide formyltransferase. Gene Ontology annotation, cellular component: cytoplasm. Bases 1 to 696 code for a protein of 231 amino acids. Gene Ontology annotation, molecular function: phosphoribosylglycinamide formyltransferase activity. Gene Ontology annotation, biological process: 'de novo' IMP biosynthetic process. Lineage: Eukaryota; Fungi; Basidiomycota; Agaricomycetes; Boletales; Suillaceae. The record is from RefSeq and is a predicted model, not a curated record. The transcript has 3 exons.
AUGGAUGAUCCAAGCGCUGCAGCAUCGCCGCCACGACGAUUGGCUGUCCUCAUCUCUGGAGAGGGAACCAACCUUCAAGCACUGAUCGAUGCACAGAAUACAUCGUCCCUGCCUAAUACACGAAUCGUCCUUGUUCUCUCCAAUCGCAAAAACGCACGUGGCCUGAUACGCGCUUCCACCACCUUGCCCCCGAUCCCUACCGCGUACCUCGGCCUUCAGCCGUUCCUUAAAUCAAACCCCGGAAAGACGCGCGAGGACUACGAUGUGGAGGUCGCGCGCAUCGUGCUACGCGCCAAGCCAGAUGCAGUCGUAUGUGCGGGGUUUAUGCACAUCGUGAGCGAGGGGUUCCUGGAUGUGUUCAAGGGGACGCGGAUAUUGGAGGGCGAGGAGGUGCUUGCAAGGGAGGUACCCGUGAUUAACAUUCAUCCGGCGUUAUUUGGGCAGUUUGAUGGUGCGCAUGCAGUUGAGCGAGGGUUUGAAGCGUUCCAGAAGGGGGAGGUGGAUGAGCUGGGCAUCAUGGUGCAUCGUGUGGUUAAAGAAGUUGAUCGCGGGGAGCCGUUAAUUCAGAGAAGGGUAGAGGUAGUGAAGGGGGAGGCAAUAGAGGCUUAUGAGGAGAGACUACAUAAGGUAGAGUGGGAGAUUAUUGUCGAAGCUACUCGGAUUGUGCUAGAUGAGCAACGGUUCAAGUUAAUAUAG